Durusdinium trenchii is the source of this 586-nucleotide messenger RNA. Lineage: Eukaryota; Dinophyceae; Suessiales; Symbiodiniaceae. The record is from the annotation of a GenBank genome assembly.
GACAAUUAAGGCACAUCCAGUGCUCUCAAUGGCGACUGAGUGUUGGGGCCAGCUCUACUUCUCAGCCAACCAGUCUAAAGGACUUCGAAUUGGGGUGUGGAACUUCCACCAUGGCAACCAUGGAAUUCUCAUGUUGAUGGAACCGGUGCCACCGCCAGCUGUGUCACCUGAACCACCCCUCAGCGAUGAGGAGGCGCUCGCGGCCAAGCGGAAGCUCAUGCGAAUCGUCCGCGCAAGGCCUGAGGUCCUGCGCGCGCUGCAAGUCCGGAAGGCCAGCGAGGACAGGGCCAUCAUGAAGGGCCUUGCGAAGUACAAGAACCACUUCGAGAUUUUCAGGUUGGCGGGCUGCAGCAUCCCAGAAGCCACAGAGGCCGAAGAGCUCUAUGAGUUGGCUUUAGAAGCACCGAUUCAGAGACCCAAAAAGAAGAGCCGCAAGUGGCUCUGGUUUACCUUUGGAGGCGUGGUGCUGCUGCUCUUGCUGAUUCUUGUUGGCUUGAUCGUGAUCCAAGUGACCCAAGCAUCUCAGGGCUUCCAGAUCGGUAGCUGCACCAUCUCGCUCUUCACGAACUCCAGCUGUCAGCAGGAC